CUAUUUCUUUAUUGACAGUACUCGUUGCGAUUAACCGUAGGUUUAGUUCCAUCCUAUACGUAGUACAUCCUUGUAAAUGCUUAUCCAUUGGCUUACUAUAACUCUCUUCAGAGCCACUUCAGCUACGGCCGAUUCUCACAGCCUGAUUCUCACAGCUUGAUUCUCACGGCCUUCCCCAUCAAGUUCAUCAACCACCACCGUCGUCUUGCCCUCAAUCUCUAGGAGCUCGAAAGAUAUGGCACCCUCGAGACAUUCAAUAACGCCCAUCUUCCACCGGCUCUUCGGAAACAACGCACAGAAGGCAUCAUCUGUUGACUCCACGCAAGUAGAACAGCAGAACGCAAUACGGAUUUCGACUUCUUCGUGCAGUCCAGCAACAGGGGAACAUGGAGCGCAAUCGCCUACAACCACACGAAGUCAGCUGCCGCUGACCAUUCACCAGCCAAGCGAAAAAAACGAUAUUUUUCGAAUCGCGGUUCAAAAACAUAUCGACAGUCUCCCAGAGAAUGAAAGGGAACAUUUUCAGAGGUCAUAUAAAGAUAUCGAUAUGAAGGAUACAAUCACAGCUGUGAGGAGCAUGGACACAGACCAUGCAAGGCAAUCUGCGGGACGGCGGCGAGCAGAGAAAGUUGAUAAAGUGGUGAAGAUUUUGAACCCAAGCCUUACUGCUCUCUCCUUAGGUUUCUCUGUGGAUCCUUCAAUCUCCCAGAUAUCUUCUCUGGUUCUGGGUGGCCUCAAAAUGAUUUUGAAGGCGGCAGAGCGUUGGGCAACAUUCUUCACGCGAUUAACCGACAUGCUAUGCCACUUAGGCAGUUACGCCGAAAUAUGGGAAGGAUAUGCUACGACCAGCUGCAGUACAGAGGAAGCAGUCAAGCCCCUCAAAGUCUGUCUAGCCGAAAUCUACGGCGACAUGCUGAGCUUUUGCCGAGAAGCAACACGAAUUUUCUUCUGCUUCGAGCACGGAAAAGCCAUUCCAAGGCGAGCAGUCUCCUUUAGGGUUUUUCAUCAACAGUUUUGGGGAGAUUACGAGGAGGUUUUCCAGACCAUCGACCUGAGCCUCAAUCAACACAUCAAAAAUCUUCAACUUGCCGUUGGAUUUAUUCAGCUUUCGAAUGAAUCGGAGAUCAAUAAAAAGCUCGACGAUUUGAAGCUUGAGUUCACCGACAAAACUUUUCGCGAAACUAAAAAGGCUUUUAUGCAAUGGCUUUCUGUUCCACGAAAUCAACCACUGGACUUUGAAGAGGACCACCGGAUUCUCUGUGAGAAGAGACACAAGAAAACAGGUGAAUGGAUCUUCAAAACUCCAGAAUUUAAAAGCUGGAUGGACUACUCAACCUCCGCACUCUUGUGGUGCUACGGCAACGCUGGGGCAGGGAAGUCAGUGCUUGCCUCAAGCAUUAUCGAAUACCUGAGGGAAAAGUACGGGCUGGAUGAUGAUGUUGGCAUCUCAUUCGCAUACUGCAAGUACGACAAAAGGCAGACUCAAUACCUCGAUAACAUCUUGCCGAAUCUCAUUAAACAACUUUGCUAUAGAAAGAAGCGUUUCCCGCAAAACGCCGAACAGAUAUUCCAAGCAUGCGACAGUGUUGCCCGACAAGGAACUCCUGAUGAUUACGAAAAAAUCUUUCGAUACAUAGUCCAGGAUCAUACAACCGUCUUUGUGAUACUCGAUGCUCUGGAUGAAUGUCCUCUUUCUGAGUACAAGAAUCCAUUAGCCGGAAGAAAGAAUAUCAUUGAGUUCAUUCGGCAAUCUAUCGCAACUCCGGGCUCCGAAACCUGCAUCAAAUUCAUUGUCACCAGUCGGUAUGAAGAUGACAUUCAGCGUGCGUUUAUGAAGCAAAGCAAAGUCUUCCGAAUUGAAACACGGCAUGUUGAACGAGACAUAAAGCAAUAUGUCGAAGAUACGAUCCUCGUUUACUGCAACGGCGACCAAAGAAACAAGCUACAGCCGCGGUUGAAUUUUUCACUGAAACCGGAAUUGCGAAGAGAAAUUUUUGAUAUACUUAUUUCCAAGUCUCAAGGGAUGUUCUUAUGGGUGUAUCUACAUCUGGAAAUGAUAUUCAGGCAAAAGUCUCCGCGUGGCAUCCGGAAGAUACUGGAUACCGCCCCAAGCGAUCUCGACGAAACCUACGACAAUUGCUUGAAGACGAUCGAGACGCAAGAAGAGGACAUCAGGGAUCUUGCAUACAGUUGCAUCCAAUGGGUUCUGCAAGCAGAAAAAUCCCUACAUGUUCAAGAGUUAAUGCAUCUAACUGUCUUCCCGGAUGGUGACGAUUGGGAGGCUCCAGUACACACAAAGGACGACCUACUUGAUGUGUGUAGCCACCUAAUUGUGGAAGAGGCAUCACGUGUCCGACUCGUUCAUUAUUCAGUAAAGGAAUUCUUGCUUUCUGCAAGGCGUCAAAGUUCGGAAAGGCAACUGAUCAAAAAACUACAAGCGAAUGACAGAACUCGAGAAUAUGUCACCAACGGGAGCCUUCACGCUAUGGCACACUGCCAAAUAUUUUGACUUUUAUGUUCAGAAAGUUACGGGAGACCUCCCAGAAAAAAUCCUUGGUCUCAUCAAAGAACUACUGGAGAAGCCUAUAAGCCACUUGGGUGCGAUCGUGCAAUUGAGAUAUUUACGAGACCCUUUCGAAAGGGAACUAGCAGUCGCUGACUUCA
Molecule: messenger RNA, 2664 nt
Organism: Aplosporella prunicola CBS 121167
Lineage: Eukaryota; Fungi; Ascomycota; Dothideomycetes; Botryosphaeriales; Aplosporellaceae
Exons: 5
Coding region: 236-2509 (757 amino acids)
Source: RefSeq, a predicted model, not a curated record